AUGUUUGUUGCAGAGUCUCUGUACCCGCGCUUUGUGGAGCCCGUGCCGAAUGUAACAGUGACAGUCGGUCGUGAUGCGCUCCUGGCUUGCGUUGUGGAGGACUUAAAGGGAUACAAGGUAGCAUGGGUGAGGGUUGACACGCAGACAAUCUUAAGCAUCCAUCACAAUAUUAUAACGCAAAACCCGAGAAUCAGCCUGUCGUACAACGAUCACCGUUCUUGGUACUUGCACAUAAAAAAUGUUCAGGAAGUGGACCGUGGCUGGUACAUGUGUCAAGUUAACACCGACCCUAUGCGCUCACGGAAAGGUUAUUUGCAAGUUGUUGUUCCGCCAAUGAUAAUAGACAAUAUGACGUCAACCGACAUGGUGGUCCGUGAAGGUAUAAACGUGACAAUGUACUGUCGAGCUACUGGCUACCCCGAACCCUACGUCAUGUGGCGUCGUGAAGAUGGACAAGAGUUUAAUUGUAACGGAGAAUCCGUAAACGUAGUGGAUGGUGAAAAUUUGACGAUAUCUAAAGUGUCUCGACUGCACAUGGGAGCUUAUUUGUGUAUAGCAUCUAACGGGGUGCCGCCCUCGAUUAGCAAACGAGUCGUCCUCAUGGUUCAAUUCCCACCAAUGCUGUCAAUACCAAAUCAACUGGAAGCUGCCUACAUAGGACAAGACGUGACACUGGAAUGCCACACCGAGUCAUAUCCAACAUCUAUCAAUUACUGGACAACCGAUCGAGGCGACAUGAUUAUAUCAGGAAAUAAAUAUAUUACUUCGCUAACUGACGACAGUUAUAGUCGAAUAAUGAAGUUAACUAUAAGAAGAGUGUCAAAUAAGGACUUCACAUCAUAUAGAUGUGUUGCGAAGAACUCACUCGGGGAAACUGAUGGAUUCAUUCGACUUGAUGAAAUCCCUGCUCCUUCUACAAUCAGUACUACAGUCAACUAUGUACCGACAUUUCCUUACAAAAAGAAAGGCAAAAAUAAGAAUCGAUGGAGGGAGUCUUCAGCCGAAAACCGAGUUAUAGGUGAUUAUGAAGUCGAAGAAUGGAAAGAUAUGGAUUACGAGUCCACGCAAUCGUCCAGAUCUGCAGUUCAACGGGCUACCUUAAGCCUUCUGAUAACAGCAUCAUUAUUAAGUUGA
Messenger RNA from Papilio polytes (common Mormon), 1134 nucleotides. Its product is annotated as lachesin-like. The coding region runs from base 1 to 1134 and encodes 377 amino acids. NCBI's taxonomy places the organism in Eukaryota, Metazoa, Arthropoda, Insecta, Lepidoptera, Papilionidae. The record is from RefSeq and is a predicted model, not a curated record. Gene Ontology annotation, cellular component: neuron projection. The transcript has 9 exons.